AUGGGUACGAAUGGAAACGGACGGCGUGGAGGCGCUAAAUUACACAUGGAAGAAGGAGAUUGCAAUAAUGAUAUGGAGAGUCCCGAAUUGGACUUUGUGUACGAUGACUGCGAUACACAAGCGAAUGAAAUUGCUGAAUUGUACAGCUACACAGAACAUCCGGAAUUUCAACUCAAUGUUAAAGCUUUCGAAGAAAUUAUGGAAGAAUUCAACUUUCCGCCGAGUUGGCAAAGGCUUACAGAAUCUCAGAGACGUACUAUAAUUAUGAAGCUAUUGGAGUAUUUAGAUUUAGCUGUAAAUGACAUACGUAUGCGAGCUGCCAGAUGUAUCCUGUAUCUAGCACAAGGCUGCUGGGCUGAAAUGCAAUCUGAUGCAGAACAAGCACAUUGGGCGCGUCUCAACAUCUUUAAUUUAUAUGAAAUGGGUGUGUUUUCCGCUUUUGUUGAAUUGUUAAAUCUUGAAAUUGUUCGCAGCAGUACAUCUACGGUUGCUUCUAGAAAAUUAGCAGAAUCUCUGGCGGACUCCACACACUUGAGGGUAAUUUUGUCUGUUCUUUAUCUUAUUACUGAACACAUGAGAACAGAGAGUUACAAUGAAAAUUCUGAAUAUCAACAUUUAGUGCAACUAUUUAAAGAAGAAUUAGGCACACCUUAUGGAGAAGAAUUACUACCAGUUCAACUUUUAAAUAUGGUCACCCACAUCUGUGCAGGUACUGCAUCACAUUUUCCAAUGAAAAAGGUUUUGCUGCUCCUGUGGAAGAUUCUAUUAGUAUACUUGGGAGGUAUAAAGGAGUUAAAAGAUAGAAAAAUGAAAUUGCGAGAAAAAUAUGGGCUAGCUCCUAUAGCAGAAGACACUUUAGAAGUUGUUAAAGGUAUGCGGGCUAGCUCUCCACCACCCAGUGCAGUUGAUAUGAUAGAAAAUCAAAAUCCUAGCCAGAGGAAAAUUAAAGAUGUCGAUAGAGCUAUGAGAAGACAAACUUUUAUGAAACAAACAUCUUUGGAUGAAUCAGAUGAACAAAUAUAUGUUGAUAAAGAAGAGACAAGUAAUGGUUCUGAAGACUAUUCUAUGGAAUUUCAAUCUAUGCCCAAUGAGGGACCACAGAACUCAAACCAAAAUUGUCCAUAUUACAUGUAUUACAAGCAAUUUGAUAGUCCUCCACCCCCCCCACCUCCUAAGAGUUUGCCAUGGCAGUCUAAAGUACGCCAAAAGGACAUUGACAACUUCUUAGACAAUGUAAGGAUAAAAUUUAUUGGAUAUUCAUUACCCGGUGAUAGGCAAACUAUUGCAGGACUCCCAAAUCCUAUACAUGAAGGACUGGACAUUUUAAAGAAGCAUAUCUAUACAAGUAUUUCAGAAAUUCAAGUAGAAAGAGAAAUGGAAAUUUCACGGAGUCCUUUAACUAAAGGUGAAAAGGAAAUAGAGGAAACUGAAACUGAGGUUUUGUACAGAGAAAUGGUGCCAAAUUUACCCCAAUACAUGAUUGCCCUGCUAAAAAUAUUGUUAGCAGCAGCCCCCACAUCUAUAGCUAAAACUUAUCCUAUGAAUAUCAUGGCUGAUCUUUUGCCAGAAGAAAUGCCAAUGACUGUGCUUCAAUCGCUGAAACUUGGUAUAGAUGUAAAUAGACAUAAAGAAAUAAUUGUCAAAGCUGUGACUGCAACUCUCUUAUUACUUCUUAAGCAUUUCAAAUUGAAUCAUGUGUAUCAGUUUGAAUAUAUGUCACAGCAUUUAGUUUUUGCCAAUUGCAUGCCCUUGGUUCUCAAGUUCUUUAACCAAAACAUUCUGGCAUAUGUAGGGGCAAAAAAUACUAUACCUAUAUUUGAUUUUCCCGCCUGUGUUAUUGGUGAGCAACCUGAACUAACUAAAGAAUGCCUGGACAUAGGGGACACAUCAGUUCCUUACUCCUGGAGGAAUGUGUUUUCUUGCAUAAACUUGCUGAGGAUUUUGAAUAAACUUACCAAGUGGAAAAAUGCAAGGAUAAUGAUGUUAGUUGUAUUUAAAAGUGCUCCCAUUCUGAAACGCACUCUUAAAGUAAGACAUGCUCUAAUGCAGUUUUAUGUUUUGAAACUUUUAAAGAUGCAAACUAAACAUUUAGGAAGGCAAUGGAGGAAGACGAAUAUGAAAACUAUAAGCGCUAUAUAUUCCAAAGUACGACAUAGAUUGAAUGAUGAUUGGGCGUACGGAAACGAUGUUGAUGCGAGACCGUGGGAUUUUCAAGAUGAAGAAUGUGCUCUCCGUGCCUGUGUUGAGAGUUUUCAUAGGCGGCGUUAUGGCAUAGGACCCAUAACUGGUGGCAGAGAUCAUGAGAAUGAUUGGUCACCAGUCGACACAAACAUCAAUAGUGUCCUCGAUACUAAUAUUGAACUGGAUGAAGAGUUUAAAGAAAAUUACGAAAUAUGGUUGGAGAGAGAAGUUUAUAACAAUGAAUCAUUUGAGAGCAGGUUCUACACAAAUGGAGCCAAGACGAUAUAA
This is a messenger RNA of Leptosia nina, 2469 nucleotides long. Lineage: Eukaryota; Metazoa; Arthropoda; Insecta; Lepidoptera; Pieridae. The record is from the annotation of a GenBank genome assembly.